Ipomoea nil (Japanese morning glory) is the source of this 1242-nucleotide messenger RNA. RefSeq names its product histone-lysine N-methyltransferase SETD1B-like. Bases 1 to 1242 code for a protein of 413 amino acids. The transcript has 3 exons. Lineage: Eukaryota; Viridiplantae; Streptophyta; Magnoliopsida; Solanales; Convolvulaceae. The record is from RefSeq and is a predicted model, not a curated record.
AUGAAGGAAGAAGAGAAGUUUGCCCUAGAGUGGGUUGGCACGAAAGAUGUCUAUGAAGCACUCCGUCUUGAAAAAAUUCGACGAGUGUACUCUUAUAAAGUGACCAACCGCACUCUCGGAAAGGAUAAGAACGAUCCCAAUUGCGAAGGUAGUGGAUCAAAGGACGAGAAUGGCAAAGAAAUAAGUGAUGAAUCUGAUAAGGAAAAGGAAGAUGAAGCAAAUGAAGACACUGAUGAUGCUGAUGCAGACAAUGAGAAUGAUGAUGAUGACGAUGCUGAUGAUGAUGACAAUCAGAAUGGGGGUAACACGAACAAUCCUCAUCAGGACCACAAUGCAGCAAAUCCCGAAGAAUCAUCAUCACACAACUCUCCCUCCCGAAGUGAUGACAAAAGGGAAGCAUCACUCAAGGCUGACGAAACUUCACACACUCAACCUGAAGACUUAUCUCGAGCUAUCGUCCCCCAUGUUCAACCAAUGGACGAAACUCCUAUAAAGAGAGAAGAUGCAAUUCCUCGUGAGGACAAAAUGGAUGCCUCACCAGUCUUCAUAAGCUCAGCAAGUGGUGGCAAAAUGGAAGCACCACCUCAAGCGGAACAAAUGGACACCUCUCCAACAAAUAUUGAAGAAGAAUCUCCACCGGUUUCUCCACAUCAUGUCAUGAAUCUUAUGAGAGAAACUAUUCACACAGCUGAAAUAAUCCACCGAGAAUACCUAACGCUUCGUCGAAGGGACACUCAAACCUUGGAGGACUUAUCUAAGAAGGUGGAUCAACUGAUGGCAGCUCAAGCUCAGUCUCAUCCUCCACCGCAUGAACAACCUCAACCACCACCACAAGCUCCACCCGAACAGCAAUCUAAUAUCCACCUGGCAAAGGAACUUCAUGAACUUCAUGCAUCUGUCGACAAGGUCGCAAAGCAACAACACGAACUCAAGCACUCGCAUUUUAGCCUCAAAGAGCGUGUUGAUUUAGCUUGCAAAAAGAUGGAGACUGCACAUGACAAUACCUUUCAAAUGGAUACCUUGGCUGCAAUCAACAAGUUGUCCACUCCUCCUACUACUUGCGCCGAUGAUGCCAAAAAGGGGGAAAAGAAGAACCCUGAUGAUAAGGAUGAUGAUCAUCCUAGGGACAACACGAGAAAUCGUUCGGAUGAUGAUCAUCCUAGGGACAACACGAGAAAUCGUUCUCCAUCUUUUGCACAGAAAGAUUCUGAAAGAAGAAGCACGUAUCCUCCACCUUCCUGA